This is a messenger RNA of Lasiosphaeria miniovina, 2289 nucleotides long. RefSeq names its product fungal-specific transcription factor domain-containing protein. The coding region runs from base 1 to 2289 and encodes 762 amino acids. Gene Ontology annotation, biological process: positive regulation of transcription by RNA polymerase II. The transcript is spliced from 3 exons. Lineage: Eukaryota; Fungi; Ascomycota; Sordariomycetes; Sordariales; Lasiosphaeriaceae. The record is from RefSeq and is a predicted model, not a curated record. Gene Ontology annotation, cellular component: nucleus. Gene Ontology annotation, molecular function: zinc ion binding; DNA-binding transcription factor activity, RNA polymerase II-specific; transcription cis-regulatory region binding.
AUGAACCGUUCUCUUCCCAUGGCCACCGACGAUGCGGAUCUUUGGUCCGAUAGCCACAGCAUGGACUCGGACGAUAUCCAAUCCCUCCAUCUUCCCCAGUCUCCUUGGCUAGAAUCACUCUCGACUGGAUCCGCUUCUGGGUCCGUGCCGUCGACUAUGAGUUUCGUUCACACGGGCCAGCUCUCGCCCAUCAGCAAUGGUAUGGAUAUACCUUGUGCCAUGUCCGAGAACUCGGCCAGCGACUCGUCCGCAUCGGGGUCGCCCAAUGCACCGGCUAUGGCCCACUCGGCAUCAUCAUCGGCUAGCACCGAUACCUGGGCGAUGGGGGGAUACAUGAGCGCGGACGAAGCCCUCGAAAUGCCCCAUGAUCCGGACGGCCGUGAUGAGAUCGACUGGGACUCCAGCGAUGCCAUGGCGGUUCCGAAACUAGAGCCUAUCGACGAUGACGACUUUUGUAUGGAAGAUCUUAAAGAGGCACCGUCGACGCCACUUGCCGGUGCAGGGAGUGCUCCUGCAACAGAUCAGCCAAAGCUGAAAAGGCCAAGAGGCCGGCCGCGGAAGCACCCACUCACAUCCAGUGUUUCCUCGAGCAAGAUAACGAAGGGACGGUCCAAGACGGGAUGCCUUACCUGUAGGAAGCGGAAGAAGAAGUGCGACGAGGCGAAACCACGGUGCAUGAACUGCGAGAAAAAUGCCGUCGUUUGUGAAGGGUAUCCAGAGAAACAGAUAUGGAAAAGUGGGAAAGAGAGGGCCGAAGAAGAACGUCUGAAGUCUCGCAGUCUACCGCCAAUCUCAAUACAACCCAUUUUCCACGGCCUGGAGACAGUGGAAGACAUGAUAUUCUGGAAGCACUACAACGAACAUCUCAGCACUGUACUAACUGUCGAGGGAGAGCACAAGAAUGCCUUCAAAGACAUGAUGGUGCCGAUCGCAGUGAAACACCAAGGCCUAAUGCAUUCGAUUCUUUCGCUCGCCAGCAAGCAUAUUGAUUUUGAUACCCCAUAUGGCAUUAAUAUUCUGAAAAACAAUCCCACCACGACCGCAGCGGCACUGCAAGAGCGCUCGCUUUACCAUCACGACCAGGCUCGGCUAAAGUUCUACGAUGAUGUCGAGUUCAGCAACGACAAGCCGAACCCGGAUUUCAAGAUUCUCGUCUCGGCACGCUAUGGCCAGAUGCUCUGCUUUCUUCUCGAGGCGUUGGCCGAAGGCAACCCUCGGGGUGAGCAUCGCCUUCACCUCUCGGCAUAUCAAAACCUGAUAUCGAGCUCCCCUCCAGAUGAUCCCGCUUUCUUUUCAUUUAUCGCCGAGUUCUUCCAAUACCACAUCUUUGCGGACGAGCUCCUCCACUCUGUCAAUGGUCCGGGUUCCUACCCAGCUCCCAAGGAAUCGCAGCUGGUUCCCCCGGUGCACCCGCCGCGGUUACUGGGCGUUGCAGACGGUCUUCUCCACUACCUGUCGCAGAUAACAGCCAUCAGAAACACGAUACGAAGCAACAUGCUUGAUCAAACUGAUCCCGUCGUCGACUAUGUGAGUCUAUACCGCGCGGCCGAAAUCGACGCUGCUAUCAGGGAUUGGACUCCUCAUUGGCCCCUCGGAGACAGCCGUGACCACGUAGGGGUCCUUUACAAAAACAUGAUGUGGAUUUAUCUUGUCCGAACGAUAUACCCACCAUCAUCCUCUGCGCCAUCGUCCUCAAUGGCUUCAUCUGCUAUAUCUCUCCCAGUGGUACAUAGCACACCAUCUCGUGGCCGACCAACGUCCUCUGUCGUGAAUACACCCCCACAGUCAACGUCGACGAGCUGUGCCUCCUCCCCGAGGCUUUCUGCCACUUGCUCUGUUUCCGCGAGUUGUCUGCCCAAUCAAGACCUCGGCCUGGCCAAGCAGAGACCUAUCGGCAUAGACACUGCAACGGCCACGGACACUCAUCUUACCGAGAACCGGACAUCUCCGCCGCCUAUUCGACAGCCGCCCCAACACGACCCCCGAGUCAGCCUCGCGGUUGACGAGUCACUGGCGAUUAUCGAAAAGUUCAAACCCAGUGACCCUAGCCAGACUCUGCUCCUCCUCCCCUGUUUUGUGAUCGGUACCUCAUGCUUUGCCCCUGGUCAACAGGACCGCGUACGCGCCGCCGUCAGGACAGCCAGGGGCUAUACGGGCCUCCGUAACACGGACCGCGUCAUGGAUGUCCUCGAACGCGUAUGGCAACACAUGGACUCCGGGGAAUGGGCAGCCGUCUGGGAUUGGCCCGGAGUCGCACGCUCUUUAGGUCUGGAUUUCAUUCCGGCUUAA